CGCCAUAGAAGCGGCCGGACGAGCUUUCAGCAGACACGAGCGCUCUUGGGUUUUACGUGCACGCGAGAUUAGGCAGCCAGCGGGUCAGAGUGAGGACUCCGAGAUAACAAGCGCAUCCUCGGCCGCCGGUCCUCUGUGAGUCGUCGAAGACCUCCGGGAAGAUGUCUGUGAUGAGUCCGUACCGAGAAACCAGGAGCUAACGGCUGCUAGAACCUCGACCACUGGAUGUUAAGUUUAAAAGUUCUCCUUCGGAAGGUUGUUCCUGAGCUGCGGGGAUAAGCCACCGAGAGGGACAGGUGUCCUCUCACGUCACCAGCCCGUCUCCCCUCUCCAUCCCCCGCUAGACUGUAGUACGACCGGGGCCGGGAGUUAUACUUUUUCUAGUAGUUCUUCUUUUCUUUUUGUACAAAGCUGGACUUUACUGAGCCAUGUUGUGGACAAGGUGGCUCGUCCUGCUGCUCUGCUGGGGGGCCACAAGCGGCGAGCAGCAGGCGGAUGAGAGGGACCGGGCCCCUGCUGAAGUCCAGGCGGACUCCCGCAGACAGCGGAGCCCCCCACCUGUGGAGCCGUUGGAUUUUGGGUUUGUACCGGCGGCGGUUUAUGAUACCCACGCUUACUACGAGCCAGGGCCCAUCGGGCUCCUCUUCCACAUGGUCCAUGCUUAUCUCUACGUUGUUCAACCGAACCCCUUUCCCAAAGAUAUGAUUGUUAAAGUUAUUCAACAAAACAUGGGGGGAAUCAAAGUAGAAGAAUGGAGAAAGCCAGAAAAUGUGGUCCUAUUACUACAGUGGAUCUACUACGAGGCCGGAUUCUUCAUUUGUGCGACCAUCGGUAUCACGUUCGUGGUCCUCACGCCCAUCAUAGGCAUGUGUUUCUGUGUGUGUCGAUGCUGUGAGAACUGUGGAGGGGAGAUGCACCAGAGACAGAGAAAGAACGUCGACUGUCAGAGAGGUUUCUUCACUGCCUCGCUCAUCGCCACCUCCAUCUUCAUGAUUCUGGGAGUACUGAUUGCCUAUGCUGCGAACCAUAAUAUCAGUGCCCAGAUAAAGAGCACUCGGCGGCUCAUUAACACCAAUAUGAGAGACCUGAAGACAUUUGCUAAUAACACACCUGCGCAAGUUGAAUACCUGACAGCCCAGUACACCACGGCAAAGAACAAAGUCCUGUCAGACCUCGACAACAUUGGACCUUUGCUGGGUGGGAGGAUCCACAGUCAGCUGGAGAAAGAGGUGGUUCCUUCCCUGGACACUGCACUGCGUAUGGCAGGAGCCAUGCGGGAGACCAAAGAGGCCCUGGAGAACGUCAGCUCUUCCUUGGAGGUUCUUCAGGAGGGCACGGGGAAACUUCAUGCGAGCCUGUCGGGGGAGCGCGCCUCUCUGUCCAACACCCUGUCAGACCCCGCCUGCACUAAUGGCGCUGUGUCUCACACCUGCAACACCAUCCGCUCCACACUGUCCCAGCUAGGAGUCAAUGCUGACUUCUCCAGGCUCCCUGAUCAUACCAUCAGUCAUGCCUUGGACAAUGUCAACACCGUCUUGAAAACAGACCUCAGCAACAUUGUACAAAAGGGUUACUCGUCCUUUAACGAUACACCAAGACUGGUUAAAGAACAAACUAAAAACAUUGUCACAGCUCUACCUCGAGUAAAAGGCAUGCUGGACAAGAUUGGCACAGAGAUUAACGACUUCUCCAAGAUGUUCCCAGUGGAAGCGUCUCUGGCCAAUUUCACCAUUUUCCUCAACCAAGGACAGAAAAACAUUGAGUCCUUUUACCCACAGAUUGACCAAAUGGAUUUCUACAGGUGGAUCGGCUGUGUGGCAGUGCUCUGCAUGGUCGUCCUUGUCCUGGCCUUCAACAUCCUUGGACUGCUGUGUGGCACCUGUGGCUACGACAAGCAAGCUACACCAACAACCCGAGGCUGCCUAUCAAACACCGGCGGCAACCUGCUAAUGGCUGGGGUGGGCUUUUCUUUUCUUUUUGCCUGGGUGCUGAUGGGCAUCGUGACCAUCUUGUUUGUUGUUGGUGGCAACGUGGAGAAGCUGGUGUGUGAACCGCUGGCUAACCGACAGCUAUUCAAGAUCAUAGACACACCAUUCCUGGUUCAUCCCGCCAAGAAGAACUUCCUUCCUGGGAUGCUGUUUCAGAAUCCGAACAUUGACUUGACUUUGGGAAGCAUGUACAGGGAGUGUUAUGAGAACAAUGGUCUGUACCAUGCUCUGCAACUGGAGACCAUGUUUAACAUCAACUCCUUCCUCAACAGAACUGUGUACAACAGGGAUCUGGGUAAAGUGUUUGAGAGUGUGCAGAUCGACCUGAAGGACAUUACACUGCUGGAGCAGGCUGGCAGAGACAACCUCAUCAACUUUGCCAACUCUGGAAUUGGACAGAUCGACUAUGAAGCCUACCUGGCUGAGGUAAAUAAGGGAGUCACUAUCGUGGAUCUCCUGUCGUUCUCUACUGACCUGGAGGCUCAAGCCGACCAACUGCCACGUGGGGCUCUAGAGAAUGCACUGAAAGGACACGCCAGCAGUAUCAGACAGAUUCACAGAGAACAGGUGGUUCCCGUGGAGCAAGCAAUGAGUACCCUGAGCCAGAGUAUCAAGCAACUGCAGAGGAUGUCCAGCGAGCUGCCGGUCAAGGUCACAAAUAUCCUGAGUGCCAUCGAUGCAGCAGAGUACCUCAUCACUCAUAACGCCUCCCACGUGGUGAAACAGGAAACAAAGGGCUACACACAGAGCUUGGUAGGAUACUUCAAACAGUACACAGAAUGGAUUAAAAGCUCACUGACUGCAGAGGUGGCCCAGUGUAAACCCAUCAGUAACAUUGUGGACAGCAUGGAGAUAGUAGGCUGCAGCUUCAUUGUCGAUUCAGUGAACACAUUCUGGUUUGGUCUGGGAGGCUGCUGCAUCUUUCUGGUUCCCAGUAUCAUCUUCUCCGUCAAACUGGCCAAGUAUUACAGAAGGAUGGACACAGAAGACGUCUUUGAAGAAUAUAGCUCUCCCUAUAACGACACUUUGACCCGGUUCCCUCGGGCCUCUGCUCCCCCGAGCUACUCCGACUGGUGACCCAAGGCAACGUUCUCCUCGUCGAUGAGCGGACAAGAGAACUGGAACUGAUAUUUCCCUCGUGGACCGCUGGACUUCUCCACCCUUCCCGUUCAUCUUGUAACAUUUCCAAGGACUAAAAAGUAACGACAACAAUCAGGAACUGUGUGGUGAGGGCGUCCCACCCCCCAGAACCCCUUCAAGCCAUUUGACAAGGACCUGUGAUGCCAGCCAACUGAAAUUUAUAAAGUGUUUUCUCAUACACGUCAGCAUCCAGUAGCAGCAGUAUCACAGCAGUCUUUCUAGUGUGUCAUGCAGUACAUUAUCAACUAUCAUGUUCCUGCAUAGCUAGUUUUACCUCUAGAGAAUACUUGUUUCUACUUACAUUGUCAGUUUUAACAUGGUGACACAAGUGUACAUUUUUUACACUUUCAAAACUUUUGAAAGUUUUAUAUAUUUUUGUUAAUGUUUGUUUUAUAAAAUGUAAGUAGUUUUUUUUAGUAGUAUUAGUUAUUUUCUUUGUGAAUAUUUAUAAUAAAGCUUGCAACAUUUUGGCUCAAAAGGUUGCAUCGACCAGGGAAUUGGGGAAUUUUAGUCCAACAUUUUGGGAAAUACACUUAUUUGCUUUCUUGCUGAGAGAAUAAUAAGAAGAUCCCACUUCUUUUGUUAAAUACCAGCAACCGGUUAGCUAGUUUUGCAUAAAGAAAAAGACAAGCAAAUCUCAUGACAAUCCAGGGGAUUACCAAAGACCACCUUUCCACUAGUACUGCUGAAAACCAUAAUUUGCGGUUUUACGGGGGAAUAUUGCUGUGUCAAAGUCAGAGAUCAGAAUUUUCCAGCUGAAAUUUCCAACGUUCCAGGCACACAACGCCAAAUGUAAACAAAAAACAUGGCUGACCAUGACAAGCUGAUGUUUCUUACAUACACAAUUGAACUCUUAUCAGUGCUGUUGCUGUCCCAUUUUCAGCAUGCGCUUUCAUCGGUACGUCAGACAACUGUUUCUUCAUAAAGUUGGGGUAGAUGGAUUUGCCCUGAGUUUACAGGUAGAAACUCCAACUUUCGUUCCGUUGUGCUUUUUUUAGUUUCCGAGUUAUCUGGAACGCAGCAUAUUUCUUGUCUGAACUUAUUAGAGUAAUUUUUGUACGGACUGAACAAACAAGAUAUUACAUCUUAAUUAGUGAGCUUUAGGGGUGCUAGUAUGUGGAUUUUAUUCCCUUUGUUCAGAGCCAGGCGAACGGUUCUCUUGUUUCCACACUUUGUGCUAAGCUAAGCUAACCAUCUCUAGGCUGUCGCUUCAUGGUUAGCAUAAAGACAUGAGUGUGCUAGUGAUCUUCUCAGCUAACUUUCAGCAACAAAGUGAAAAAAGGAAUUUCCUAAAAUGCCAAACUAUUCCUUUAAACACUGAAGAAGGAAACUGGCUGUUCAGUUUGGCUCCUGCUUGUCUAGAUUAUUAAAAUCUUUGAGACAUAAAAAGAUUAGUCAAGAAUUUAUCCUGGUCCAUUGCUACUACAAGAGGCAAAGUGUUACUAGCCUAUUCGACACACACAUAAAGAUACAUACACACAUACACACAUUCAUACACACCCUAACAAGGUUUUCAGACAGCUAAUGAACAAAAUAUGUGUGUCUUAGGCAUUUCUCGCCAGACCAUUAGUGAGGGCCUAGUUGCUUGUGUUUUUUUUCUUUCUUCGCCAUCCUGUGGUUUGAGAAGUGCAACUCCCAGAAGCCUCUAUGGUGUCAGAGGCCUGGUUGAGGAACACUCACAAAAACAUUUAAUAAUACAGCUGGGGGUUGUGGUGAGGGAGCAAAUCUGUGAAUAAAAAUGUCAGUCCAAUAA
This is a messenger RNA of Micropterus salmoides (largemouth bass), 4881 nucleotides long. RefSeq names its product prominin 1 b (gene prom1b). Bases 429 to 3065 code for a protein of 878 amino acids. The transcript is spliced from 27 exons. NCBI's taxonomy places the organism in Eukaryota, Metazoa, Chordata, Actinopteri, Centrarchiformes, Centrarchidae. Gene Ontology annotation, cellular component: cilium; cell surface; microvillus. Gene Ontology annotation, molecular function: cholesterol binding. The record is from RefSeq and is a predicted model, not a curated record.